Molecule: messenger RNA, 2331 nt
Organism: Brenthis ino (lesser marbled fritillary)
Lineage: Eukaryota; Metazoa; Arthropoda; Insecta; Lepidoptera; Nymphalidae
Source: the annotation of a GenBank genome assembly
AUGAUGCUUGCCAAUAAACCUGAAGAUAAUAUAUUUCUGAACUCAAAUAAUGCAAAAAUGUUAUUAAAUCUUCCUCCUCUAUUGCCAAAAACUGCAAGGACUAAAUCAACAGAUUCUUCUUGUUAUUGCAAGAACAAUCAAAUGCCAUGCAAAUGUGCAUGUAAGCAAUGUCUGAUGAUAUCGCCUUAUCCUUUUUCAUCAACUCAGUUAAUUAGGAAUGCCAAAAACAAAAAAAAAGGUGAUAUUGAUGAUUUGAGACUACAAAAUUUUAAACAUGCUAUGGACAAGUCACAAAAUGUUUUGGGCAGCAAUCUCAAUAUUGUUAUCAAAAUUGACUUUCAAUUGCCUAAUACUUCUGAUGGUUUAUAUAAACAAAUAGUUCAAGAUGGAGAGCAAGACGAAGUAAUGCCAAACGAAUAUAUGUCUACAAUAAAUUUACCUUUUCCAUAUUUAAAUAUUCCGACUCCAACUGAUUUAGCUAAAUAUAAAGGUACUCCGCUAGAUUAUGCCUCAGCCCCCAUGCAUAAAAUAAUCAUCCAUAAGAAAAAGAAAUCUCGAACAAAUAAUAAUAGCAAAAGACACAAGAGUAAAAAAGUUAUUACUUUUCAUAGCUAUAAAAAUGACGCCCAAGUAAAAGAAACCGAUAAAAUGAUAUUUAAUAAUGAAGCACUUAAAAAUUAUACUAUUUAUAAUAAAAAUAGUACAGUAAAAGUACCAGAAAAUAUAUUACCAAGUGCAAAUUUCAGUACAAACAACGUAAACAUUAGUUCAACGAUUGAGCUCUCAAAUAUAAAUGCAACUAUUACUUAUGAACCCAUGAAUAUAAAUAAUAAUAUUUCUGAAAAUAAUAAUAGUACACGUAGAAUACACAACAAUGAAAACAGUAUUGAAAUUGAUUCAGAAAAUAAUAACGCCGUUACAGCGUCAAGCUCGAUUCGCUUGAAGCGUGACGCAUCUGCUUCUGCUACAAUUGGGCUUAGAAAUGAGUCGCGUUUAAAUACCAUGAAAGAAACUAGAAAGUAUGAUAAAAUGUCAGAUAAUGAACUAUUGUACUGGCCAGAUAACAAUAAUAAUAACUCUAAGAUCCCUUCAAAAAAUAUAACAGCCUUAAUCUUAGAUAAGGAAACUAAAAAGGCUAAAAUCAACUUGUCUCAUGAUAAAAUACAAAAUACUAAUCGUACUUUGGUUCUGGAACGUGCUAUAUUCGGUGACGUUGACUGGGAUGAUACUGAUUCGGUUGUUCCCAUUUUUAUGUCUUUUGUAGGCAAAUAUAUCAGAGGUAUUUUGACAUUUUGCUCUGAAAAAGUAUGUCAUUCUAUGAAAUGCGCUAAAAAAUUGUGCAUCCAUAGAAUUUGCACUCCAGAUCUUCGAUAUAAUAAUAAUGGUCAUUGCAUGGGCAACAAUUACACUGAUAGUGUAGCCACAAUGGAGUCUGUUAUGGACUUGCCUUCAAAUAUUACGUUUGAAGUAGUUGACAUUCUACAAGAUAAGAUGUUAGGAAAUUUAUAUGGAAAAAUCGCUAACGAAUUUUAUUUAAGUCCUUGGAACACAAUUAAUAUAACUCCACUCAAAAUAAUCGAUUUUGAAACUAGUGGUGACAUUAAAGUGCAUUCCGUGCCACUUGAACAAUUUAUUAAUCUGAAAAAGUUUAGCCAAGACUUUAAUACUCAUAACAAAAUUCGAAACUUAACACCGUCAAUUAAUGACGAAAAAGACUUUUUACAGAGAAUGGUAUAUAGUAUGGGUCGAAAAAAGAUAAUGAAAAUUUUAACAAUUUGCGAUAAGAAUAUAGAACUAUAUAACGUUAUUGAAGGCCGCGGUAUCGGUUCCACAAUAUGGGGUUGGAUAACAUAUCCUUUUUCCUGGUGGCGUUCAGAUAUAGGGGAAAUUCCGCCCGAGAGCGAUCAACUUAUUGGAUCAACGCCGAUAAACUCGUUAGGAGAUAUAGAAAUCAGUAAACGAAAUGUGACCAUAUGGUGCAAUGAUCAGACUUGCACAACAAUGAGAUGUGAAAGGUUCGGUUGCGUCAACGUUACGUGUAAUAUAUAUGACACGGAUCUUAUUGGGGAGUGUAGAAAUUAUAAUACUGCUAUUAUACCCGAGGAACCCAUAACCAUAGAACAUCCAGACGCUGCAACCAAACCAUUGUCCGAAGACAAAGGAAACGAAAUAAUCCCAAAGCCUCCCAUAGUAAUACCAACAACCGUUCCUUCGAUUGAUGAUUUAUCAUCCACUAUUGAGGAACAUCCAUUAGAAUUAGAAGCAGUUUUAUCCUCAACAGUCUCUGAAAAACCAGAUAAGGAAAAACCAUCUGAGCUUUCUAACAUGGAA